Messenger RNA from Symbiodinium sp. CCMP2456, 2493 nucleotides. NCBI's taxonomy places the organism in Eukaryota, Dinophyceae, Suessiales, Symbiodiniaceae. The record is from the annotation of a GenBank genome assembly.
AUGCGGGCAGACCGUCUUGACCUUGACUCUCUGGACCAUCCAGACCCUACAAAAGGUGGCAACACGGCGGUGGCUGUUCCCAUGGUGGUCAUUAUCAGCUCUGUUGUGCUGGCUUUUGAGGUCCUCGUACUGAUGCACAGCGUGACGAUUAGGGGCGUCUCAAGCUCUUGGGCGUAUCAGCUCUUGGGUGCAGGUGUGUCUUUGGUGGCAGCAGUGCAGUACUCGUUUGUCAUCCCCAUGUCCUACGACCUCAGCCGCUCUGCCGGCGGGGGCGCUGCCGCAUCUGGGUUCUUCAUCGGUUCGAACGGCAUUGGCCUCAUUGUCGGCAUUUGCUUUUCGAGGCUGGCUUGGCACGUGAUGUCCCCAAGUCAGAUCCACGCUGCAAUUGUCCUUCCUGUGAUUGCCAACGCUGGGCUUGUUGUGGCGCUUGCCAGCUUGCUUGCCUCUGGCACCCCAACGCAGCUUAUGCUGCUCGGGUUGCGCAUCGCGAUGGGGUUCUUCGAGGGCGCUGGCCAGCUGAUGCAGUUUCUCGUGCGCCAAAAGACCCCCGCGCACGAGCAGGUACGAGCCGCAGUCCUGGAGUACUCUGCUUAUGCCUUGGGCAUGGGCCUUGGCCCCCUGCUUAGCAGCCAAUUCGGAGCCGAGCCGGGCAUGGGCUACAAAACACCCUUGCAGCCCAGCACAGCUGCAGUGUCUGCAGUGUCAGCUGCAGUCGCAUUCCUUUGCGUUUGCAUGGCUGCGGUCCUGGUGCUGGCAAUCCCAUCUUCGCCAAAGGAUUUCGGACGGGAGAACGCCUCUGAGGCGGGAGCAGAGGAUGCAGCCUUCAACCGCAGCAAUCGUGCUGCAGUCGUGUUUCUUUGCUUGGUGCUGUUUUCUCUUUGCUUUGGAGCAUGUGCCUCGGUUGAAGCGACCACCGCUCUCCUACUCGAAGUGGACGGCGGGUGGGGGUACCAUGCAAUUGGCAGAGGCAUUGGGGCUGUGCUCGCGGGAACUGCCGUGACCGGCGCUGGCCUCAUGGCCAUUCAGGAGAGCGGUCUUGUGGACGACGCAGUGGCCACAUGGGUCAUGCUUAUGGUGGCUGCAGCUGGAGCAGUGCUACUCUUGAGAACACAUGGGAUGUCGGCUGCCCUAGCAGCAGACUUUUUGAUCUAUCCCACGCUCGUUUGCGUCGCGGGCGUGGGGGAAGGCACCGCCAUUGAGGCAAGCAGCCCCAUGUCAGUCUUCUCUCAGCCAAAUAUCCUCGUAAUGUCCUCCUUUGCUGAUGCAGCAACGAGGGUCUUCUUCACCCCAUUGGGGCGGUACGUUUUCGAUGUAGGCGGCAGGACUGGCUAUGCGUACAUGUUGCUGAUGAUCGUGGCCGUCAUUGCAGUGGCUGAUGUUCUCAUCAGACUGUUAAGAGGCAUGGCAUCGUCUGAAAUCAGCUACGGCUACGACAAGCUUCACGUGAAGUUGGGGGCCCAGGGCCAGGCAGAGAAGAGACCUGACUUCAUCAAGGUGUUGGAUGUCCCCCUAAUCGAGAAGGUGGAGGUCCGGGACACGGAUUGCGGCAAGGGCCUCGUUGCCGCUCAACCCAUCCGCCAAGGCGAGCUGAUCUACCGGGCUAAGUUUCACUUUCUGCCCGACCUUCCUGGAAAGGUCCUGCUGCAAUAUGGCAGUGUGGAGUACGUGCUCGAUGUUUUCACGCAUACCUCUCUCCUUGGGCCGAACAUUCGCGAAAUGAGCGACGUGGACAGCUUCACGAACCACAGCUGCGAACCAAAUAUAUUCUAUGCAAGCACCGAGUUCUGGAAUGAGUCAAGCGGUGAUUACGGAGUUUAUGCCCUCAAGAAUAUCAGCCCCGGCACCGAGCUCACCGCCGAUUAUGAGCUCUUUGACAUUGACUUGCAGACCGUUGGAAUGGACCUCUCACCAUGUAGGUGUGGUUCAUCCACAUGCCGAGGUUCCAUCCGCGGCUGCAAGUAUUGGCCCUUGGAGGUGCUUCUACCAAGGCUCGCCGAGGUGGAGCCAAUCCCGCGAGCUUAUCUCCUGCAGCAGCACCCUACAGUGCAGUUCCUCGACUUCGGCAAAAGCACUGGCUUGGGUGCAGCUCCUUCGGAAUCGGAGAAGCCUCGCUGGCCCAUCACUGCUGCAUGCGACUUUGAGCCUGGUGCUGUGAUCUGUGAGGGAAAGAGCUGUGUUGUGGACUGCCAUGUUUGCCACAUGGUUGUCAACUUCCCGGUGCAGCUGGGCCCGGAGUGCUGGCUUCCACGAACGGUGGUCUUCGCCAAGGAAGACCUUCUCAAAGCGUCUGCGCCAGUCGGAGUGGGCGGCCAGCGAGAAGAGCGUCGCUUUUUUGGCCUUGAUCUUGCUGCAAACGGGCAAGAAGCAGACGCAGAAAUCCGGAUGAUAUCGCCUACAGAGGAAGCAACAGAAACUUUCCAGGUCAGGUCAAGGGUCCGAAUCAGGGCAGGACAAGCAUUCACUUGUUCAGCGCCGUGUUUGCAUAUUUCGUAA